AUGUCGGACACGGAUGCAAAACUUAACGAGUACCAAUGGCAGCCUGCACAGGGUGCGCUGCUUACGACGACGGCAUUACCCCAAAAUGCCUUUCUUUCCGAAGCCUCCCUGAGCAAUGCUUCUGGUGCUCCUCGACCAGCACGUGGAGCACAGGGCCAGCAGGCCGUGCAACAGAUGCGCCCACCGUUGAGGUCGCAUAAGAGCUUCCCAUACUCUUUGGGACCCUCAAGUCGCUCUCAGGAUGGCAGCCAUCAAGAUCCGAAGAACACCAACGCCAUGGCAGACUUCAAGGAACGCGUAGUAUCUUUUGGUCCACAGCCAACGGGCAACUCAGCGCUGCCGCAACCUUCUUAUGGCGGAUCAGCACCGACGAGUCCUGUCGGACGUCUGACACCGAACUCCCCGAACGAGGAACAGGAUGAUGCGCAGAUGGAAGAUGAGGACAUGGAAUCUGACGCUGCGGAGGAGGGGGAGGGGGAGGAGAGGCAACCAAGGACAGCUGCGGAGAUACGUGCUCAGAAGCGGAAGAUGAAACGCUUCCGGCUCACGCACAACCAGACGCGCUUCUUGAUGAGUGAGUUUGCAAGGCAAGCUCACCCUGACGCUGCUCAUCGCGAACGACUUUCACGAGAGAUCCCAGGCCUGAGUCCUCGUCAGGUCCAGGUCUGGUUCCAGAACAGGAGAGCCAAGCUCAAGCGACUCACGACUGACGACCGAGAGAGUAUCAUGAGAUCCAGAGCGCUGCCGGCAGGCUUUGAUAUGACUCAAGCACUCCACGCUCCUUUCGGAGCACCAACGCCUACGGGGAGUACACCAACGGCAUCGCCGCAGACCUUUGCACCGUAUGCGCCAGUCGGCAGUGGGUCUACACCUGGACCCCUGACCCUGGAUACGAUGCGACGUCCUUCCCAGUAUCAACCGUACAUGCCCCAGUACAGCAGCCCAACUGGCGUCACUCCGGCACUGGGAGGCUUUGCUUUUACGCCUCCGCAAUCGGCAACAGAGACACUCUCGCCUGCAUCGGCGCAAGGCAUUUCCUCUGCCUUCAGCUUCCAGCCGUCGGACACAAUGAGACGGUAUCCGUACGGUUUGCAGACGGGCGGUCAAGGCGGCUAUUCAGGCCAUGGACCGCAGGUUCCUCGUUUGCAUACGCAUGAUCGGCUGACAAGACCAACUGGAGAGGCUGCAGGCUCGCCCUUGCGGUCCAGCAUCUCUUACUCUGGCUUGAACGCUGGUAGUGUUGCUCAGCAGCCUGGAGAGCGCUCCAGCUCGUUCUCUGAGCAUUCGUCGUAUACACACGAACGGACAAGACAGCCGAGGCCGUCGAUUCACACCGGCGUUGGAGGGUCUGGUCCAUACGGUUUAGGCUUCUCAUACUCCCAGAUCCCAAGCUACCAGUCCUCGGGACAACCUCAGCAGUCACCCGUGGAAGCGAGCCCCCAGCUCCCCGCGACUCUGGAUCAGUACCGUCGAAAUAGCUCCCACGUCGCUGGAUCGUCGAUAUCAUACCCACACUACGCAUCCACGACCUACGCGCCCGCCCAGAUCCCGCAGUACUCGUACUACAACACUGCAUACAACAAUCCGUCGGACUACCCCAGCUACCAGCAAAUGUCCGACCAACGGCUGCAACGAGACAGCGUCACCCAGUCCAGCCGGCAUCAGCAGCAGCAGCAGCAGCAGCAAUCAUACACCCCCAUGACGAGCCAAUCCCAGCACUUCGGGCCUCUCAUGAGCUCAGCGGAUCAACCACAAUCGAUGACGAGCCCGGGCGACAAUAGCGAUGGCGGCGUGCCCGUCAAUCCGCCUUUCUGA
Saxophila tyrrhenica is the source of this 1815-nucleotide messenger RNA. RefSeq lists its product as uncharacterized. Gene Ontology annotation, biological process: regulation of transcription by RNA polymerase II. Gene Ontology annotation, molecular function: RNA polymerase II transcription regulatory region sequence-specific DNA binding; DNA-binding transcription factor activity, RNA polymerase II-specific. The transcript is spliced from 4 exons. Bases 1 to 1815 code for a protein of 604 amino acids. The record is from RefSeq and is a predicted model, not a curated record. Lineage: Eukaryota; Fungi; Ascomycota; Dothideomycetes; Mycosphaerellales; Extremaceae.